Messenger RNA from Amphiprion ocellaris (clown anemonefish), 3829 nucleotides. RefSeq names its product D-aminoacyl-tRNA deacylase 1 (gene dtd1). Gene Ontology annotation, cellular component: cytoplasm. Gene Ontology annotation, molecular function: D-tyrosyl-tRNA(Tyr) deacylase activity. The coding region runs from base 92 to 715 and encodes 207 amino acids. The record is from RefSeq and is a predicted model, not a curated record. Lineage: Eukaryota; Metazoa; Chordata; Actinopteri; Pomacentridae. The transcript is spliced from 6 exons. Gene Ontology annotation, biological process: tRNA metabolic process.
CCGGCUCCGGCCACAAGAGGGCGACGUCGGCUCGUCCACGCUGCGUGUGGCCGGAAGUUGUGACGGCGUGCUCCGCUAAACAACCACAACAAUGAAAGCCAUCGUUCAGAGGGUCACCAAGGCCAGCGUGACAGUGGGAGAGGAGCAGAUCAGUUCAAUAGGACGUGGACUGUGUGUGCUGCUCGGUAUUUCAGUGGAGGACACCCAGAAGGAUGCUGACUACAUAGUACGUAAGAUCCUGAACCUGCGGCUGUUCGAGGAUGAGAACGGCCGAGCGUGGACCAAAAGUGUCAUGGACCGGGACUUUGAGGUUCUGUGUGUGAGCCAGUUCACUCUGCAUUGCGUCCUGAAAGGCAACAAGCCGGACUUCCACCUGGCCAUGCCUGCAGAACUGGCCCAGCCCUUCUACAACAGCAUCCUGGAGAACAUGAGGAGCACCUACAAGCCAGAGCUCAUCAAGGAUGGGAAGUUCGGCGCCUACAUGCAGGUCAGCAUUCAGAACGAUGGGCCUGUUACUGUUGAACUCGCGUCUCCGACUGGUCCCACAGACCCCAAACAGCUGUCAAAGCAGGAGAAACAGCAGCAGAGGAAGGAGAAGACGCGCUCCAAGGGCCCGUCAGACUCGAGCAGGGAUAAAGGCGCCCUACGAUCCCGUCAGGACCCCAACGCCAGCAGUGGAGCGGAGGGUGACGUGUCAUCGGAGAGGGAGCCUUAGGUCAGCAGGAUGUUGCACUGGGGACGUGACGGUGAGCCCAGUUUCCUCAGGAAGGUCUUAAUCCUCAGAGACUCUAACACCUGAUCACCAACUGUCCUCCUUCUGUUUUGGAAAUCAACAGGAUUCUGUCGCAGAACAUCGUCCCCUCGCUGGUGUCCUCGGCCUCUCUCCUCCAGAAUCAGAUAGGUGUGGCAGAGACGAAAUCCAGCCACAUGACAGCACCCAGUUUUCUUAGAUUUAUGACCAGAGAUUGAACAUGGGCGGCAUUGCACGGAACAGACAUCAACAGUGCUACACCGUUUGGCCCAGUAGCUUUGUGUACUCUCUUUUUCCCACGCACUGCCUUUCUUUCCAUGUUUCUACUUCUAUCUGUCUCUGUCGCUCUCUUUCAGACUUCCCCUGCCUGUUCCCACUUAAUCUCUGCUUACAGACAUGGCACUGACCCUGAAGCAUAGCUCAGCUCCAAGUCCUUGGCUUAUAGUGCCAGCACAAGAACAUCAGGGCAGUGGGAAUAUGACAGCCUCUCCAUAUUGAUUGCAGCAAUGACACCACACCAUGACCGGCACAGUCACAUAUGUGCAGUUGUUUUUUAAAGCUUGCUGUACAGUUGGGAGUUGACUGCAUGUUUUAAGGUCAAGCUGAACUUGCUACAAGAGUCUGCAGUGUAAAUGACACGUCACUCACUGGAAAAAGGAAAAGAGGCAUGGUGUAUAGGUAGCAAAAAGGAAAAAGCCUUCACAUUUGAACAGCAAGACACAUUAACUUUCUAAUAUCCUCUUACCUGCUGCAUGUAUAGAAACACCUUGUGAUGCACCUUGACUUGGCAAAUUAGCCUCCAGACAUGCAGCAGAAAAAGUGCGUCGCAAACGACAAUUUCCAGGCUAAAUAACUUCUUACCUAAUGCACUAAAUGCGACCGUUAAAAAAUCUCAAUCUUCGAAGCCACUGCUAACACAAAACACUAACAGUACUAGCUUACAGGCUAAUACAUAAAUAGCUAGUUAGCCAAAUAGCUCAAAAACAACAUCAGAUUGUUGCUAGUUGCUAACAGCUGUGGUUGUUACUCCUUGAAGCCACUGCUAGCACAAAAAAAUAGCCUUCAACUUUGAACGACACGCAUUAGCUUUGUCACUAUUGUAAAGUCCACAGCUGUUAGCACUGUAAUCAUCCAGUGUUUAGUAGUUAAGUUUUAGCUUUAUAGCUGAUGUCCUCUUUUCCGUGUGCAUGCAUGGACACGUCUUGUGUUGCACCUUGGUUUGUUAAACUAGCUAACUAACAAAUCAGGGGAGAAGUGCACUGCUGACAAUGUUGGUUUACAGGCUUAUAACUACUUGGCUAAACUUAAUUAAUAUGAAAUCGUUUAAAUGCUAUCAGAUGUGGCCCUUACUUCUCAUUAUCACUGCUAACAAAAUGCAACCAGUCUUUACCUUGUGAGCUACAGUUAACAGCACAGCUUUGCUGACAUUGCUUGUUUAAACCGGCUCAGCUGUCAUUUGAACUAUUUUUGAUCCCUAAAAUCACAAUUUUUCUGUUAAUAUUAAGCACAUGGGAGCAGUGUAUUGUAUAAUUAUUUUGCCCAGAUAUUAACUGCAAAAGCUGUUGUCUAGUCAUUAUUUCAGCUGGACUUUAAAUCCUAACAUGUCACCUGUGUAUCUCAGUCUGUUUCUUGUUUCGUUGUUCCACCAGACCUACUCUGAGGAAUUGAUUGUUGUUCAGGGAGGGUUGAGCCUCGCUGAUCACUUCAGAUUUAGCCGAUUUAAAACCAGGAUUGAGUGGCUGCGACUUACUGAGUCAGUUUGUCUCAGUUACCUACAAUUCACCUGUGUGAAGAGGGACAGCUGUGCUUCACUAUCAGUGAACAUCAGCACCAGUGUGAGCAACACAUCUACUAUUCAUGUUUCUCAUUGUGACACUGUCCUGCUGUCACCUGACGGAUCUGAAUGUACAUUUUGUUGUCGUUUUUAUAAAGAUGUGAACGGAAAAAGAAGCCGCUGCUGUGUUUCUGAGAGUUUUUCAUCCGUUUCAUUCUGCUUGUUUUAUUUAUUACAAGAGCAGAGGUGUUGUUUGUCCUUAUUUCUUCUUUCAGCAUCACCACCUGGUCUGUCUAUAUUGUCCCAACUUUUUUUAGUUCAUGAAGCUAUUCCUGGCCUACCAUACCAUAUCCCCACCCCUCUUCUUACUCGCUGGUGCUGAGCUGAGGUUUCUCCAUGUUGCUGCUGUAGCCUGGACCUGGGAGCUCUCAAAGAGGGAAGAUAUGACCUAGAUGUGUCUGCUAGCCACCUAGCUUUGCUUCAAAUUGGGCUAGAACUGCAGCUUUCCUCUGCAGUGACUGCAUUGUGAACCUGAUGCCAGGCAGGUUUACAGUAAGAGCAGCACUGUGGGGCCUGGGAAUAUUGAUGCGCUGUACCAGACAUCUCUUAGGGAUGCAAUCGAUCAAAGCUGCAGCUCGAGGUGUGAGGAGGGAGUGUCGAGUUUGAGGGUUGUCUCUCUGUGGAAUCACCUGCGUUUUUAACUCGACUGUUUGUGUGUCUUUGUGAGGACAUCCUGGGCUGCAGGGCAGGGCAGUGGGAGUGGGUGCGGUGUCAGGCGGACAUGGGAAAGUGGGUUAAAUUCCAGGCAUUCUCCUACAUCUGAAGCCGCACUGUUUCUGGUUUGUCUUUUCUGUAACUUAUCUUACAUCUUGUGUGUGUGUGAGAGCCCUUUGCCAAGCCCACUGGCUAUGGAAAAACAAUUUAACUGGAUUUAAUUUGUUGCCCCCCUCCUCCUUUCUCUUCCCUCCUUCCCCUCAGUUUUUUUUUUCUUUUGUGUGCGUCUGGGAGGUUGGGAAUUCAUCUUGUUUAGUAACUCCAUGCUUAGUCCGAGCUCGCUUUGCAAGUCAGGCGGGCCGAGUUUCAUGGCAGCUUCAAGGCCUCGAGUCAUGUCUGGACUUUGUUUUCUGUAUUUGAGAGUAAACAUCAUCCAUCUUACUUAGAAGAAGGUUCUUUAGGCCACAUAAAACUGUCAUUAUUUGUCCUCUAAUCUGAUGGACAAUUCUUUUCUUUGCUGCCUUUCUUGUCUUUUACUUGAUCAGCCGUCACUCCAUGCUCUAAAGGGUUAAUAAAGCACAAUGAAACCA